AAAAACUCUUACUAUUUGUGUUCCGACUGGCUUUGUUGCGUCUAAUAUCCGAGGUUGUACCUUUCACUCCUUAUGUGGCAAAUAUAGAAUACCUUAUAAUAGAUAAGAUUUCUAUGAUAGGACAAAACCUUUUGACUAAAUUUCAUGUAUGUCUUAAAGAAACAAAACAUCCAAAAAAUGAUACCAUACCUUUUGCUAGCUUAAAUAUAGUUUUUGUAGACAAUUUUAUACAACUUCCUCCAGUUCUCGACCUGCCUCUAUAUAAGCCUAAUAAUAUAAACAAAAUGAUAACUUCACAGCUUACAAAUCCUAUUAAUACUCGAACUUUAAUAAAUAUUAAUAGUAGAGUAUUAUGGAAAUCGAUAAAACAUAUAAUCAUUCUUAAAAAACAAAUAUGUCAAAUUAAUGACUUAGAAUAUUUGACAAUGCUAGACAAUUUACGACAUGGUCAUAUGACAUCGUCACAAUGUGAAACUCUCUAUAGUUGUAUAAUAACGGAAAGUGAAAUAAAUUCACCUGAAUGGAAGGAUGCU
Scutellospora calospora is the source of this 533-nucleotide messenger RNA. The record is from the annotation of a GenBank genome assembly. Lineage: Eukaryota; Fungi; Glomeromycota; Glomeromycetes; Diversisporales; Gigasporaceae.